AUGUUGUUGUUCUUGUUUUUAUUUAUGCAAGCAACAGAGGCUAUAAUAAGAAUAUUCUGAAAUAAUAUAAUGGUACAAAAAGUCGGGCGAAUCUGCUGUGCAAUAAUACGUCAAAAAAUGAGAGCGACACAAAGCAAAAUUCGUCAAUAAGGGAAAGAAAACGUGAAGAAACGGAACGGAAAGGAAAAGUGCAGACGCAAAUACAAAAUAAAUCGAAAUUUCGAUUUUGAAUCCAAGUGCUGCUGUUGCUGCUGCUGGCUGCUGGCCCCAGAUUAUAAUUGUGCGUUAGUGAUUUCUAUUCCAUCAAAUCAAAUCCGCACACACACACAAUCCCCGACGUUUAAUACUUACACAGAGUGUUACAUACAUACACAGUAUAAAUAUCAGAUAACGCGAUCAGAAAGAGUAAAGUAAAGAGCCAGGCAACGAUCCCUUGACAACAAACACAAUAAGGCACCCUCAAUGGACGACGAAUUGGAGGACAAGAUCUUCUAUCAGACAUUCGUUUCACAUAUGAAAAUCCUAUCCAAGUUCGCAGUGGGCUUCUCGUCCAUCAAUUCGCCCUUGGCAUAUCUAUGGAAACUAUGCCGCAUCUAUGUGCUCCGUCCCGAGGUCAUUUUCUGUGGCAUCAUUCUGUUUGUCUUGUUAAUCUAUUUGCAAGCGGUCGACGUGUGGAGUCGCAGCAUAUUGGGACGUAUUCAGGCCACGCUCGGUAGACAGAAGACGGCACGCGUCCAAGAGAUGACAAGCGGUGCGGGCGAUCAUCAGAGCUGGGAAGAGGUGCGUCAACAAAGUGCCGCCUUCGCUGUGCUGGGCAGAAGACCUCACAUGGAAGACAGAUUCAUCAUUGAGGAAAACAUUAACAACAACACGGGAAUCUCGUUCUUUGCCGUUUUCGACGGCCAUGGCGGCGAGUUCGCUGCCAACUUUGCCCGCGAUGUUCUGGUCAAGAAUAUCUACAACAAAAUCAUUGAUAUUAACCAGAUCCUGAAUACCGAGAGCUCGUCAGAGUACAGUGGAUACGACAAGAGUCCGUAUCUGGCACGCAAACAGAGCCGCAAAGAUGCCACCAACAAAGAGAAUGCCGAUCCCAUGGCCAGACGCGACAGUUUGCGUAAGGCGCACAGCACCACAGCGGAUUGCAGCGCAAUUAAGCAAAAGACAACGGAGGCAACUGUCGCCGACAUUUAUACGGCGCAGCUGAACAGUGCGAUGCGCGCCAGCGGCAACAGUGCGGCAAAAGAUUCAUUUCUGAAUAAUAACAACAAUGCGCAAAGUUCUGGCAACGCGCCGCCGCCAAGCUACGACGCCAAAUGCUACAUCGAACAUGGACGCAUUAAUUUUGGCAAGCUGAUCACGGACGAGAUACUGGCCGCGGAUCACAAGCUGGUCGAGCAGGCCAAGCUCGCAACCAACAUUGCAGGCACAACCGCUUUGAUUGCCAUCGUUAAGGACAGCAAAUUGAUUGUGGCAAAUGUGGGUGAUUCGCGUGGCGUGAUGUUCGAUGCACGCGGCAUUGCCAUACCAUUGUCGUUCGACCAUAAGCCGCAGCAGGUGCGCGAGCGGAAACGCAUUCACGAUGCCGGCGGCUUCAUAGCCUUUCGUGGCGUUUGGCGCGUGGCUGGGGUCUUGGCCACGUCACGAGCGAUGGGUGAUUAUCCCCUCAAAGAUAAGAAUCUAGUCAUAGCCACGCCAGACAUUUUGACCUUCGAGUUAAAUGAUCACAAGCCCCGUUUUUUGAUACUCGCAUCGGACGGCCUUUGGGAUACAUUCAGCAACGAGGAAGCCUGCAGCUUCGUGCAGGAGCAUCUGAAGGAACCGGACUUUGGUGCCAAAUCGCUGGCCAUGGAGUCAUAUAAGCGCGGCUCUGUGGACAACAUCACCGUCUUGGUCAUUGUGUUUAAGAACGACGUCUACAAAAUUGUCAGCUCGACGGCUGGCGGUAAAGUAGGCGAUGCAGCCUUAGCCAAAGCUCCAGCUGCUGCUGCAGCGGCUGUCGAACGCUCCAAUUCAAUCAAAACCAAGUAACAGAAGAGAGACUCUUCUGUACCGUUUCAAUAGCAACCUUAUAAAGUGCCCAAAAAAAUUUAUAUACUAUAAUAUAAGCAUUCGCGAUGCUUGUUUGCCUCGUCGCCAGCGCGA
Messenger RNA from Drosophila navojoa, 2142 nucleotides. RefSeq names its product protein phosphatase 1L. The record is from RefSeq and is a predicted model, not a curated record. Lineage: Eukaryota; Metazoa; Arthropoda; Insecta; Diptera; Drosophilidae. Gene Ontology annotation, biological process: protein dephosphorylation. Gene Ontology annotation, molecular function: cation binding; protein serine/threonine phosphatase activity.